This is a messenger RNA of Lachancea dasiensis, 1575 nucleotides long. Lineage: Eukaryota; Fungi; Ascomycota; Saccharomycetes; Saccharomycetales; Saccharomycetaceae. The record is from the annotation of a GenBank genome assembly.
AUGGAUAGCGGUAUACCAGAAUUUGAAUAUACACAUAUUUUGAGAAGUAGGGAUAUUGCAAGCGACACUGACAUCCAGGAUGAAAUGCCUCAGAGUGAGAAGCUGCCGUCGUUAAAAUCGUCAACAGAUGGUAAUAGUGUCUUAAAAAAGAGAAAGCGCGACCCACAACUCGUACAUUUACUAAAAAAAGUCAGUGUACAAACGACCACUCUGAGCGUGGUUCUUCCUCUUUUUUCUCUUUUCAAACUUCUUUUGAGCAGACCCGAGUACAAUGGUAAUUUGUUGAGGUGCCUAGCAGUAUACAUGGUUGUAUCACAAUUGAGUUUGGUGGCCGGCUACCACCGCUUCUUUACCCAUGCGUCGUUUCAGUGUGACUUAGUGAUACAAUCUGCCUUCGCCAUUCUAGGCGGAUCGUGUGGCCUCGGAUCCAUCUUGGAUUUUGCCAGUCAACAUUUGGCACACCAUCAUCAUGUGGACACUGAACGCGACCCAUAUGCUAAUAUUGUGCAUGGUUGGCUUUUUGCACAAUGGGGCCAUAAGCUUUUCCGGGGGAAUCGAAAAUCCGAACGGGCCGUACAAGAAUGUCAAAAUACGAUAAAAUCCUCGGCGAAAAGUACUACCAACGCGAAAGUCAACUUGUCACACCUUACCACACCAAGCUACGCGCUUUUAUGUUGGCAGCACGACAACUAUAGUGAAAUUUUGGUCUUGACGUUAGUUCUAAUUCCUUGCUUACUGGCCAAGCUUUGUGGUUUGCCGUACUUCAGUGGAAUAUUUUACCUUGGCCUGGUCAGAAUGUCUUUAAUACAGCAGCAAUGGCUAAUUAUUGGCUCUAUGUGCCACACUAAAAACUUUCCCUUUGCUCAGCAACCUUUUGAUGAUUCGAGAUCGGCAGUAAACUUACCACUGGGUUUUCUUGCGGAUAUACUGACCUUCGGGGAAUCAAAUCACAAUUUUCACCAUGAGUUCCCGGGGGACUACAGAAAUGGACCGCAUAAACUACAGUGGGAUCCGUCAAAGUUCUUCAUCCUCCUGCUUCAUUAUCUUGGUCUUGCCGGCAAAUUACACUUUACUAGUCAGGAACAAAUCGACAAGUGUUAUCUACAACAACAACAAAAACUUUUAGAUGCAGAACGGUCAAGACUUCAAUGGGGCAUUCCUUUGGAUAGGCUUCCCAUCAUGCCUCCAGAAACUUUUGUAAAAUUGGCUAUGAAGGAAUUUCAAACGAAAAGACGAGCGUUGGUUGCAAUUGAAGGUGUAGUGCAUGAUGUUACUCCAUUUGUACAUGACCAUCCCGGGGGCGUUGCAUUAGUAGAAACAAGUGUGGGCAAGGAUGCCACUCAAGCCUUCAACGGUGCAGUAUAUUUACAUUCUCAAGCUGCAAGAAAUCUUUUGGCAACCAUGCGCAUUGCUGUUUUAGGGCGUGGGCGUAUGGGUAUCGAGCCCACCCUUUGGGAAAAGCACAUGCUUGAAAGUAACAACUUCAAGAGUGACUCGAAAGGUCGCGAAAUUGUCAGGAACAAGCAACAGGUUACGUUUACGAAUAAAAAUCACUUCGCUGCAGGUGCGGCAUGA